UCUCAUCUAUAUAAACACUCGAAACCUUCCCUGCUUUCAAACAUACUUAAACAGCAACUGCAAGGAUCACAACAAUAAGACAUCAUACUGUUUGAUGCAAUAUACUAUAAGCAGAGGAGAUCGGCAUAUGAAAAUGGGUGUGUUCGCUUACAUUGUUGUGAUGACUCUUCUCUCAUGCAUGUUGGUGUUUUUCUUGAGAAGGAAUAAGAUUAGGAACCCUAAACAAAGAGCUAAACUUCCUCCUGGUUCAAUGGGUUGGCCUUAUAUUGGAGAAACACUUCAACUCUAUUCUCAAAACCCAAAUGACUUCUUCUCUUCUAAGCAAAAAAGGUACGGAGAGAUAUUCAAGACCCAUAUACUAGGUUGUCCAUGUGUAAUGUUAGCAAGUCCAGAAGCUGCUCGUUUUGUUCUGGUUACUCAAGCGCAUUUGUUCAAACCCACUUACCCAAAAAGUAAGGAACUCAUGAUCGGUCCGUCUGCUCUCUUUUUUCACCAAGGUGAUUAUCAUUCCCAGCUUAGGAAACUAGUUAAGAGCUCUUUGUCUCCGGAUUCUAUCCGCAAUCACGUUCCCCACAUUGAAUCUGUUGUCCUUUCUACAUUGGAUUCCUGGGAUGGUUGUGGCGUAAUUAACACCUUCCAUGAAAUGAAGAAGUUCUCUUUCGAUAUCGGUAUAGUCUCCAUUUUUGGCGAUCAGUUGAAUGAAUACUAUAAAAAGGAGUUGAAGAAGAAUUAUGCCAUAGUAGAUAAAGGCUACAAUUCUUUCCCAACAAACAUACCGGGAACUUCAUACCGCAACGCAGUAUUGGCGAGGAAGAGAUUGAAUGAAAUUCUAAGUGAGAUAAUUACUGCUAGAAAGGAGAAGAUACUAAUGGGGAAAGAUCUCUUGGGUAGUCUAAUGAACUCUAGAGACGAAAACGGACAAGCCUUGACAGAUAACCAAAUUGCAGAUAACAUAAUCGGGGUGUUGUUCGCUGCUCAAGAUACUACAGCUAGUAUGCUUACUUGGACUUUGAAGUUCCUCCAUGAUGACCCAAAACUUCUCGAAGCUGUAAAAGCUGAACAGAAGGCCAUAUAUGAAUCAAACGAUAAAGGUAUCCGACCGUUGACGUGGACACAAACUAGAAGCAUGGUUCUAACUUAUAAGGUCAUACUAGAGAGUUUGAGGAUGGCAAGCAUUAUAUCAUUCACAUUUAGGGAAGCAGUGACUGAUGUAGAGUAUAAGGGACAUCAUAUUCCAAAAGGUUGGAAGGUGAUGCCUUUAUUCAGGAAUAUUCAACAUAACCCAGAAUUUUUUUCUGAUCCUCAGAAGUUUGAUCCCUCUAGAUUUGAGGUUGCACCAAAACCCAAUACUUUUAUGCCGUUUGGCACUGGUGUACAUGCAUGUCCUGGUAACGAACUUGCCAAGCUGGAGAUACUGAUUUUUAUCUACCAUCUUGUCAACAGAUAUAGGUGGGAAGUGGUGGGAUCACACAGUGCGAUUCAGUAUGCCCCGUUUCCAGUCCCUCAACAUGGAUUGCCAGCCAAGUUUCAGAAAGAAUGAAUCCAUAGAUAGAAUGGGAUGUGCAAAAUAGCAUAUCUCUCUCCAUUCAUUACUAAGAAAAAAAGAAUCUAACCCCUGUCACAUGUAUCAUCUGCAUUUUCAUUAUCCAUUUCACUCAGUAAUUCUUGGCUCUCUAUCUUCUAUUCAAUUGGUCCCCCCACCCAUGGAUGUUUACUGUAGUCUUUCCAACUUGUAAGUGUAACCUGUUGAUGAGUAUUGAUGGAAAGAAAGGGAAUAUUUUGGAAAAAAAAAAAUUUUGUGGUUGGUCUAGUAGAAUCUACCAUUGCUAAAACUACUACUGGAGUUUCAUGAAUCAAAUGUUAACAUUAUUCACUGAUAUAAUGCCAUUUGGCGAACUCUAGAGACAUGAAAAGACGUGGGCAUCACAUGAACACGUUCGUAGCAGAGGCUGCGAAUAAACCACACGUCGCUACUAUGAUUGGCCAAGUAAAAAGAGCUGCACUGUGAGUGUUCCCUAAGCUGGAGGGCACCAUCUUAUGAAGACACACACAGUUCUCUGAUAUUUGACAUCAUUGUGGGUCCACUAAGAAACUAAGCCACAUUUUGAUGCUACUCUUUCUUAACCA
Messenger RNA from Papaver somniferum (opium poppy), 2127 nucleotides. Its product is annotated as abscisic acid 8'-hydroxylase 4-like. Lineage: Eukaryota; Viridiplantae; Streptophyta; Magnoliopsida; Ranunculales; Papaveraceae. Gene Ontology annotation, molecular function: heme binding; (+)-abscisic acid 8'-hydroxylase activity; iron ion binding. Gene Ontology annotation, biological process: sterol metabolic process. Bases 95 to 1540 code for a protein of 481 amino acids. The record is from RefSeq and is a predicted model, not a curated record. The transcript has 9 exons.